UAGUCUCGCAAGAGUUGGUGAGCAUCAGGUAUUCUUUAGCAUCUCUCUGUUUAGAUCUUACAUGAGCACGAAUACGGACAUUUUGUGAUCCAUGCCCAUUAGGUGUCAAAGAUACUCUGGACACCAACAAAAAAACACCUUCAUUAUGGCAUCUUGCAGCUCUGCACACAAGUGGCUUCUUUCUUCAAUGCCCACCUUGACUCUGUUCAUCAUUUCAAUGCCAGCUCUGUGCUGCACCUACAAGGUGAACUGUUCCAAUCCGGACCAGCCCAGCCUGCUUCAGGCUCUGACUCCUGUCUUUAACCUGAACUCUGUGAGGCCUGUGUUGGACACCAACUCUCCUACUGACAUCUACAUGUACUUCACUCUGUAUGGAAUACUUGGAGUGGAUGAAAAGGCACAACUCCUUACUACCUACAUUUGGUUGCACUAUUGGUGGAUGAACGAGUUCAUCAGCUGGGACCCCAUCCAGUGCGGGGCGGAUAAAAUAACACUUCCAAAGGAAAAAUUCUGGCUUCCAGAUAUUGUAAUCAAUGAGUUCAUGGAGGAAAACAAAGCGCCGACGGUCCCGUAUGUUGGCCUGUACAGUGAUGGGACCAUUCAUGAUUCUCUGCCUGUCAAAGUUGUGAGCUCCUGUAAUCUCAACAUUUACACAUUCCCUUUCGACAUUCAGAAUUGCAGCAUGACUUUCAACUCCUACAUUUACUACGCUAUGGACAUAAAGAUUUUCAGUGGAAGAUCAGCUGAACUAAUCACAGAACUCUCAAAGCGUGUGAUGACCACUAAGGGGGAAUGGGAGCUGCUGGACAUCACUGUCCUCAAACAAGAGAACAAUGACACUUUUGGUCUUUACACGGACAAACUUCGAUAUGAUAUCACCGUCCGGCGCCGGUCCACCAUGUAUGUGGUGAACCUCCUGCUUCCCAGCUGUUUUCUCAUCACAGUGGACCUCUUCAGCUUCCUGCUGCCUCCACAGAGCACGGACAGAUCCUCCUUCAAGAUGACCCUCAUUCUGGGAUACACCGUCUUCCUGCUCCUCAUGAAUGAUCUGCUGCCCGUCACAGGAAACAGCAUUCCUCUCAUAAAUGUGUUCUUCACUCUGUGUCUGGCUCUGAUGGUGGCCAGUCUGCUGGAAACUAUCCUCAUCACCAACCUACUGUGCUGCUCAGCUGACCUCCCUCCUGUCCCUGGCUGGUUUAAAUUCCUCGUCCUGAAAAUCCUGGGCUUUCUUGUGUGCAUGCCACGGAAAAAGAAAAGAAAAUCAGGCAUGUUGUCCUCUGAGUGGGUUUUAACUCCCAAAACAAAAGACAUAUUAGUCAAGCUAUUUUAUUCUUUUAAUCAUUUGUUUACCAAAGCAGAACCCAUGACUGGCACACUGGUACCUAGGAAGGAUCCAGCAGACACAGCCGUGGAAGACAAGGCCCUGCAGGAGCUUCAGUGCGUCAGCGAGGUCCUGCAGGCCAUCCGCGCUCAGGUGGAGCGGCAGAAAGGGAGCCAGAGUUCUGAAGACUGGCUCCAGGUGGGAUUCGUCAUAGACCGCCUGCUGUUUGGCAUCUACAUCAUUUCCUUAUCAGUCAGCUUCAUCACCAUCAUCGUCAUCUGGGUGAAGGCGUACAAGAUUUAAGCAAGUGCUGUGUGUCCCCUUUCUUUUUUUUCCCAUUUGUUUUCACCAAAAUUCUAAUGGCUAACAUUUUAAAAGUCUGUGUUAGCUUCCUGAAUAUAUGAUAUAGGAAUUAAAAAGUGCUUCAGUCAAGUAUCUGUCUGGAACCACCAAGAAGAUCAUGAUUUUCCAGCUUUGACUCUGUAACUCAGACAGUAGUCUCAACACAAGCUCUUAGAAUGGAAGUUAACUAGUUUUGAAAAGCGUGUUUUACAACAAAUGGCGAUGGAGAUUUUAUUAGUUUUAGGUUCAUCUUCAGUGGAACGAACAGUUUGAGUAGAAACUGCUGACUCCUCGUAACUGAAAUGCAUUUAUACUGUUUCCUAACCACCAAGAUGUUUUGUCAAAGUCAUUUCGCCAAUAAAAUAAAUCUAUUCUAAAUGUUAAAAGAAAAA
This is a messenger RNA of Oryzias latipes (Japanese medaka), 2055 nucleotides long. NCBI's taxonomy places the organism in Eukaryota, Metazoa, Chordata, Actinopteri, Beloniformes, Adrianichthyidae. The record is from RefSeq and is a predicted model, not a curated record.